UGGAACAAAUUAUUUUACCAAAUCUCAAGACGAAAAUGUUCAAGAUUAGGUUUAUUACCGGACUUUUCAGCCGGUUAUUGGAUAAGAUAUUUUACCAUGAUUACAGGAAAUACUCGAUCUGGAAGUUUUGCCCACUGAAUAGCUGGAACCAAAUCUUAAAUAUGGUACAAUCCUGCACUUUGUGCCGUACCGAAUCCUUUCCAAUUGUUUUUUGGCUUGUGUUUCUAAUAAGUCUAUUUGGAUUGGUGCAUCAUUGCAUCGAUCUGUGGAAUCUAUGGCACUGUGGCUGUGGCAACAAGCUAUCCAUGUGGCGCCAGCGAAACUUUUACGUUCUGAAUUACUCUCUGUUACGUAGAGUCCGGUUCAUCGGCAACACCAUCAAUGCGAUCUCGUGGUUAAUGCUAUUCUACGGCAUUAUAAUGAUAUCACCACACGCAAUGACGCCUUGGAUCCUGGUCAAUAGCAUUAUCCAGGUCAUGGAAUGGCUUAUGUGGUCCUUCGAGGUGAUUACAGGACGAUUGGUCAUUAAUGUACAGACGAUACUCUCGCUGAUCCUGCACUUGUCUUUCCUGGGGUUGGUGUGCUGCGUGAAGAGCGUGUUCGAGGUGGCGCUCAUCGAGCACGUUGACCAUUUGCUGCGGAUCAUUGAUGCGGACCGGGUUGCCGCCGAAUGUCAUUAUUAAGUAAAGGUGCAGGGCCAGCAUAAUAAUUGCAGCUCAACCUGCAUUAAGCCCAAUUAAGUUGGCGGCGGCGGCGGCACGCACACCAUCUUGCCCUAAUCAGUGUACACGAUGCCCUUUGCUUUUACCGGCUGUCACCGUUUGGAUAUACCCUUUCUUCAUUCUGGCAAACCAAAACUUAUCGAGCUCUGUAUAUCAUAUGAUUUGUAGGUUUCUAAGCUUUCUUUUAUGAUCUUCAAAGAAAUUUGUGUGUAAUUAUAGAUUUUUAGCCAUAAUAUUGUGAUAUUAAAAAUUCAUUUUUACAUUAAAUA
Drosophila eugracilis is the source of this 991-nucleotide messenger RNA. RefSeq lists its product as uncharacterized. The transcript has 2 exons. Lineage: Eukaryota; Metazoa; Arthropoda; Insecta; Diptera; Drosophilidae. The coding region runs from base 36 to 683 and encodes 215 amino acids. The record is from RefSeq and is a predicted model, not a curated record.